CAUAUCCAAAUUAACGAUAACAAAGGUAAAAAAAUGCCCCAGCCAGAGCUGCUUUCUUUUAAAUCCAACACCAAUACUUCACCGCCGCCGCCGUGGGAGGUUAUUGUUCUUGUUGCUCACCACCUUGACCCCAAAGCUCUAGCAAGAGCCUCAUGUGUUUCCAAGUCAUGGUACAUUUCCAUGUCUACAGAUCAUAUUUGGCAACCUCUAUGCGCUACCCAUUACCCUUCUCUUUCUCAACUCAAAUUCGCUGAUCCUUCCAUCUCCUAUCGCCGCCUAUACGCCAUGGCUUCUAUUGCAGCCAGUCGCCGUGUGAAAAAACCUAAUAAACCCCAAAUUUCCCUAGAAAAUCUCAUAUUUGUCAUAAAUUUAAGCACAAAGAAUCAUCUUCAUCUUCAUUCCACUGUCAGCAUUGCAAAGCCGGGUGUUGAACUUGAUAUCCGGCAAGAGGUGUUUAGGUUUGAUAUUGACGUAUGUUACAAGAAUAAAUACGAGGUAUUAGAAGAUAUGAAAAUUUCUUGGAAUUUGAUAUUGAAGGGAUGGAGCAGGGUCUUUACUAUGAUGGAUUGUGAAGGGAAAGUGAGAUUUGGUUUGGGCGUUGAUGGAUGGUUUUCAGAGGAGCUUCCAUCUCCCGGGUGUUGCUCCGGUGGCUAUUCAAGUGGGUUGGUGGCAGACUUGAAGUUAGGGUUUUGUGGAGGUGGGAAGAGGGAAGUUAGAGUUGAUAAGGUGAGUGUGGGUAUUUUGAAUAUAGUUAACUGGAGAUAUGUUAGUAUCGAUGAUGGUCUUAGGUAUUUGCAACAUUUUCUUGUAACAUAAAUACAAUAGCAGUUAAGUCUUAAUAUUGCAACUCUCUUCUUUAUCCAUCUGGGACUGUUUAUUCUUCUUUUGCUAAAAUUACAGUCGCGGAUUUUUUGUAACAAUUAAGUCUUAAAACCCUAGAGCCUAACUUCACUAAAGGAGAUGUGUUCUCUAUCAUCCGGCCGUUAGAAAGAGAAACGGGGAAAAACAAAAAGGAAGAGGUUCCAUCUUCUCUUCGACUGCCCUUGGAGCCCAGACGAUUUGAAGCGAGUCCUUAUCAAGAACCGUCGCUGUUAUUUCCUUUGUAACAGAGCUUGACAACAUCCGUUCUGAUUUUUGUUGAAGCCUUAAAUCUUUUGAAUCAGAGGAGGUAGAUGUGAAGUUGUACAAUGAGAAGCCAAUAUCAAGAUGAUGAGAUGGGUGAUACUGAUGGAGAAGAGUUUGAAUCAGAGGAGGAAGAUGUGAAGUUGUCUGAACCUUCAAAGAAUGCCAUAUCCAACAGAGAUGGUCUCAAUGAUAAACUUCAAGAUAUUAGCUGGUCAGAGAAUGUGGGGUGGAUACACAAGCUUUCCAUUGACAUUGAUAAAGAGCAAGAUGUGGAUGUGAAUGAUGACCUGGCAUGAGAGCUAUAUUUGUAAAAUUUCUAUUUCAUGUUCAAUGAAACUUUUUGUUGUUGGUUAAAUGCAAAGUAUGAACAAGAUCACACUUUUUCCUCCAAAAUUUUCAAUUAUAAAGACUUA
Messenger RNA from Jatropha curcas, 1538 nucleotides. Its product is annotated as putative F-box protein At5g04010. Gene Ontology annotation, cellular component: cytoplasm; SCF ubiquitin ligase complex. Gene Ontology annotation, molecular function: protein binding. The record is from RefSeq and is a predicted model, not a curated record. Lineage: Eukaryota; Viridiplantae; Streptophyta; Magnoliopsida; Malpighiales; Euphorbiaceae. Gene Ontology annotation, biological process: gibberellic acid mediated signaling pathway; SCF-dependent proteasomal ubiquitin-dependent protein catabolic process.